Molecule: messenger RNA, 1434 nt
Organism: Trypanosoma brucei brucei TREU927
Lineage: Eukaryota; Euglenozoa; Kinetoplastea; Trypanosomatida; Trypanosomatidae
Product: mitochondrial processing peptide subunit beta
Exons: 1
Coding region: 1-1434 (477 amino acids)
Biological process (GO): proteolysis
Cellular component (GO): mitochondrion
Molecular function (GO): metalloendopeptidase activity; metal ion binding
Source: RefSeq, a predicted model, not a curated record
AUGCUUCGUCCAUCCUUUUGCAGAUGUCUUCCCGUGCUGAACUGCACGCUGAGCGCUCCUCAAUGUGCUGCUGCGAUUGACCGUUGCACACCGGUUGUUUACUCUUCACUUCCCAACGGAUGUCGUGUGGCCACCGAAUAUUUGCCAAAUUGUCAGUUUGCCACCGUUGGGGUGUGGAUUGACGCAGGCAGUCGCUUCGAGGAUAUUAACAACAACGGCGUUGCGCACUUUCUUGAACACAUGAACUUCAAAGGCACUGCAAAGUACUCCAAGCGUGCCGUGGAAGAUCUCUUCGAGCAUAGGGGGGCCCACUUCAAUGCAUACACUUCGCGUGACCGAACAGCAUAUUACGUGAAGGCGUUCAAAUAUGAUGUGGAGAAAAUGAUUGAUGUUGUCUCGGAUUUACUGCAAAACGGCAGAUACGACCCAAGCGAUGUCGAGUUGGAGAGGCCGACAAUCCUAGCCGAGAUGCGGGAGGUGGAGGAGCUGGUGGAUGAAGUGCUCAUGGAUAACCUCCAUCAGGCAGCUUAUGACCCGGCACACUGCGGGCUUCCGCUCACUAUUCUAGGCCCUGUGGAAAACAUUUCCUCCCGCAUAAACCGUGACAUGAUACAGGAGUUUGUUCGGGUGCACUACACCGGCCCGCGCAUGUCUUUCAUUAGUUCCGGUGGCAUCCAUCCAGAAGAAGCACAUAGGCUUGCCGAGAAGUUCUUUGGAAACCUCCCUGCAGCGAACAACUCCCCACUGCUGCAGUCACAAUACCGGGGUGGUUACACCGUGAUGUGGAACGAACAAAUGGCCACGGCAAAUACCGCUUUCGCGUAUCCUAUAUGCGGGGCCAUACACGACGACAGCUACGCACUACAGUUAGUUCAUAACGUUAUUGGGCAAGUGCGUGAAGGACAACAUGACCAAUUUGCUCAUCAGCGACUGAACCCGCGGCUCCCGUGGGAAAAGUUGUCAAACCUGGUCCAGCUGCGACCUUUCUAUACUCCAUACAAAGAGACUAGUCUCCUUGGGUAUCAGUUAGUUACUAUGCGCACGGCAGUCGCUGACGCCAACGGCGGUGUUCAGCGAGAUGAGAGCCAGACUGUGUUGCUGGAUCACAUGCUAAAGUUGUUUAAUGAGCUGUCUACCAAAGCUGUUGACGCUGCACUCCUCGAGGAGGCAAAAAGUGAGUAUAAGUCAUCGGUUAUGAUGAUGCGAGACAGCACAACAAAUAGCGCGGAGGACUUGGGUCGGCAGAUGAUUCACCUUGGCCGACGCGUGCCUCUGCGGGAGGUGUUCGAGCGAGUGGAUGCCGUCACUCCAGCAGUGUUUCGUGACACAUUAGCGAAGUACGUACAAGCGGUUCAACCUACAGUUUCGUACAUUGGUUCGGCCUCCGCUGUCCCUCGAUUUGACGCCCUCACACAAGUAAAGCACAUACUUUGA